This is a messenger RNA of Nicotiana tabacum (common tobacco), 518 nucleotides long. NCBI's taxonomy places the organism in Eukaryota, Viridiplantae, Streptophyta, Magnoliopsida, Solanales, Solanaceae. The record is from RefSeq and is a predicted model, not a curated record.
AUUCUUCAAUUAAAGGGAAGCAGGCAAAAUCUGCAAAUGCAAAAAGUGCAAUGGCUUUACAUAUAACAGAACCUGUUGCGAGUGAACCUGAAGGGGAGGAAAUUGAUGAGGAUAAUGAUACAGAUAGUGGAGGAGAAAUGGUUGAUGGGAUUUUAUCUGUUGGGGCUAAGUCCACAUAUGAAAUCCCAUCUCAGGAAGAACUUAUUCGGCGUGCUUUUGCUGGUGAUGAUGUUGAAGACGACUUUGAGAGAGAAAAACAAGAUGCCUUGAAUGAGGAAGUUCCCGAGCCUGAAAAACCCCUUUUACUGCCUGGUUGGGGCCAAUGGACCAAUAUACAAAAGAAGAGAGGUCCACCUUCUUGGAUGCUUGCAGAACAUGAUAUUGCCAAAAAGAAAAGGGAAGAAGCUCUCAAGAAGAGAAAAGAUGCAAAUUUGAAUCAUGUUAUUAUCUCCGAAAAGAGGGAUAAGAAGGUUGGUCAUAGACGUAUUUCAUCCUUAACCUGAUUUAAGAAUAAACAU